This is a messenger RNA of Penicillium canariense, 936 nucleotides long. Its product is annotated as cysteine hydrolase family protein. The record is from RefSeq and is a predicted model, not a curated record. Lineage: Eukaryota; Fungi; Ascomycota; Eurotiomycetes; Eurotiales; Aspergillaceae. The coding region runs from base 1 to 936 and encodes 311 amino acids. The transcript has a single exon.
AUGCGAUCACCACAAACAAUCGGACACGAUGCAACAAACUUUUGGGUUUAUGAACCCGAUAGCGACACCAUUGAUCUCUGCCGCGGUACCAAGUCAAAUGACCCCAUCAGUCUCAAAACGACGAGGAACCAAAUUCGAAUAAACCCACAGAAGAGUGCACUCGUGGUAAUCGACAUGCAAAACUUCUUUUUGCAUCCGGCUGUACGACCGCGAGUUGGAAAUGGACCUACUGCGGCAGAAGAAGCCGCGCAGGCGCUGCUGAACACCGGGAUUCCAGCUGCUCGGGCUCAUGGCAUACGUGUCAUAUGGCUGUGUUGGGGUCUUACAGAACACGAUCUGAAUACCAUGCCACCAGGACUGAUGCGUACUUUCGGUACCUACGACACUAGUCCAUCUGGAGCGAAGCAGAAUGAAGGCGAGACUUCUCUACCAUCUGCACCGAACAUGAUUCGAAAGAAAAACCCCGCACUCUAUAAGGGACUCGGUACCGACCUCGGUGAUGUGGAGCUAGGAGAUGACAACACCGUGCAAGGAGGAAGAGUUCUUAUGCGUGACUCCUGGAAUGCUGCGCUCUAUGAUCAAUUUGACAAAGAAUACAAGGCAAAUCGGGAUUCGCGGGCCGAUAUCACACGGAAGAAGCCCGACGUCCUAAUUCAUAAGGACCGGAUGUCUGGGCUCUGGGGCUCAGGUUCAGAGCUGGAGAUUUUCUUGGAACAAGAAGGAAUCACCACGCUACUAUUUGCAGGGGUAAACACAGAUCAAUGUGUUGGUAGCACAUUGACCGAUGCUUAUAGCAAGGGAUACGACUGCAUCUUGCUGAGGGACGGAACAGCAACGGGUACGCCCUUUGGCGCAAGUGAGGUGUGGGAAUGCAAUGUCAGUAACUGUUGGGGAUUCGUGACAACUUGCGACGCUCUUGAGAAUGCAUCCACGUAA